UAAAUUAUACUCCACUCAGGAGAACCCCGCACUUUGCACUUUGGUUAAAGUCUCAUUUUGGUUUAAAUUGCUAAACUUUUCCUAGAAAAUUAAGUUUUCUUUAAUCUCCUCUCUUCUGAAUUGCAGAAAUCAGAUAAAACUACUUGAUAAAAUGACUUCUUGUCACAAUGCUGAAGAUCCUAUAAAAAAGGUUGCUAUAUUUGGAGGAACUCAUGGGAAUGAACUAACAGGAGUGUUUCUAGUUAAGCACUGGCUAGAAAAUGGUGCGGAGAUUCAACGAACAGGGCUGGAGGUAACACCAUUUAUUACCAACCCAAGGGCAGUGAAGAAAUGUACCAGAUAUAUUGACUGUGACCUGAAUCGAGUUUUUGACCUUGAAAAUCUUGGCAAAAAAAUGUCAGAGGAUUUGCCAUAUGAAGUGAGAAGGGCUCAAGAAAUAAAUCAUUUAUUUGGUCCAAAAAAUAGUGAAGAUUCCUAUGACAUUAUUUUUGACCUUCACAACACUACUUCUAAUAUGGGGUGCACUCUUAUUCUUGAAGAUUCCAGGAAUGACUUUUUAAUUCAGAUGUUUCAUUAUAUUAAGACUUCUUUGGCUCCGUUACCCUGCUAUGUUUAUCUUAUUGAGCAUCCUUCCCUCAAAUAUGCAACCACUCGCUCUGUAGCCAAGUAUCCCGUUGGUAUAGAAGUUGGUCCCCAGCCUCAAGGGGUUCUGAGAGCUGAUAUUUUGGAUCAAAUGAGAAAAAUGAUUAAACAUGCUCUUGAUUUUAUACAUAAUUUCAAUGAAGGAAAAGAGUUUCCUCCCUGUGCUAUUGAAGUCUAUAAAAUAAUGGAGAAAGUUGAUUAUCCCAGGAAUGAAAAUGGAGAAAUUGCUGCUUUUAUCCACCCUAAUCUGCAGGAUCAAGACUGGAAACCAUUGUACCCUGGGGAUCCGGUGUUUUUAACGCUUGAUGGAAAGACCAUUCCACUGGGCGGAGACUGUACCGUGUACCCAGUGUUUGUAAAUGAGGCCGCGUAUUAUGAAAAGAAAGAAGCUUUCGCAAAGACGACUAAACUAACACUCAACGCAAAAAGUAUUCACUCCUCUUUACAUUAGAAAUCACUUCCAGCUCACUUGUUAUACGGUAUCUUGAAAAAUUCUACUAGUUUGUAAGCUCCUGACUAGCAGGAUUGUGCCUUAUUCAGCUUCACAGCCAUAGCGCCGAGCCCAGUGCCUUGCACACAGUGGACAUCCAGGUCACUUUCUUGAAUGAAUGAAUAAAUUAACGAAUAUCUUUUAAAGGUAUCAUACUUUAUGAAUGUAGCUUCUUCAAAGAAGUGCGUUUCUUAGUUCUGUAUAACUUUAUAUACUUUAUACUUUAGUAAUUUAACAUUCUUAAUAAAUAGCCUUUAAAUUCAAAUUUUAAAAUUGAAAUAGAUGCUAUGUACAAAAAGUCAUUAACUUGAGCAUAAAAUUAAAUGUAUGUUUUCAAGUGAUGUACUAAUGUUCCUAGAAACUAAUGGUGCAGACUUGCUAUUUUAAAUUUUUUCAUAUUUAAAUUUAUGAUAUGUAGUAAGUAUACAAUUUAUAAACCUUAGCAAUAGUUGUGAUAUCCAUAGGAGACUUUUAAAUGCUCUUUUGAAGAUGAAAUAUGAACGAGAAAUGAGAGCCUAUUGUAAAGGUGACAUUAUGAAUAAAUCAAGACAGACAGACAGUGACCCACACAAAGCAUGGCUGCUCCGCAUGCCCACUUGUUCUGCGCUGACCCUGGGGAGCCAGAGCCGCCUUCAGACAUCUCACAUGCCCCUAAGAAGCUAAGGUUCCCUCCCACCUCAGGGAAGUUGGAAGAGGCAGCUUCCCCCCCACUGUCACUCCUCAUUUUGAAAGAACAUGCUUGCCCUUAUGUCCAAGCAACGUGAGAGGAAGUCUUUGGGCUCCAGCAGCAUAAGUGGUGAUGACAGAGACAGCAGAGGGCAGGGGACACUAGUGGGAAUGUGGCCCAAACUCAUGUCUCUGGUUUGCAAAUGCAUUCUUCCAAGAAAUUCCUCCCUGUUCUAAACGCCCAAAUCCCUCACCUCCCAUGGUUCUUCUCCUCAAAGGUCCUCAGAUCAGAACGCUGCCUCCUCCCUCUCCAGGAGCCUCCCCGCCCUCCUCUCUUAGACCCAGCGGCCGAGUAAAGAGAGUUUCUAUCCUAUGAUUUGGACCUCAAGGAACCCAUAUUUAUGGUUUCAAAUAUUUACCAAAAUCAUGGUAACAUUAUCUGGAACACAUAUAUAUAUAUAUAAACAUUUUCAUUCUUCCAGAGCAAGCCUCAUUAAGCCAGUUUCUUUCCAUAUUUGAUGUUCUAUAGAGAACAAACUGUUUCUAAAUUUUUCAGCAUUUAUUUUUGUACUUUACCCAAAUUAUUUUCAUCGAAAUAAACUCUCUUCCUUCUGAA
Molecule: messenger RNA, 2414 nt
Organism: Equus quagga
Lineage: Eukaryota; Metazoa; Chordata; Mammalia; Perissodactyla; Equidae
Gene: ASPA
Product: aspartoacylase
Exons: 6
Coding region: 152-1093 (313 amino acids)
Molecular function (GO): hydrolase activity, acting on ester bonds; hydrolase activity, acting on carbon-nitrogen (but not peptide) bonds, in linear amides
Source: RefSeq, a predicted model, not a curated record